Messenger RNA from Rangifer tarandus platyrhynchus (Svalbard reindeer), 420 nucleotides. The record is from the annotation of a GenBank genome assembly. Lineage: Eukaryota; Metazoa; Chordata; Mammalia; Artiodactyla; Cervidae.
AUGCAGUCCACGUUUCAGGACUCUGGAUGUGGGGAGAGAGAAAUGAGCUUUUGUGGCAGCCUCCCGCAUGGACUGGGAAGCCACGUGUCACCCACCAGCUCUCACUUGCCCCGAGAGAAAGUGCGGGAUGAGAUCUCUCUGGCCCUGAGCUGUGUCCUCUGGGGCGGGGUGGUGCAAGUCAAGGGAAGCUGCAUCUCGCGCUCUCUCAGCGCAUCCAAACUCACAGUUUCGGGCUCCAAAGGUGGGCUGAGACUUCUGGAAGCCCGGACUUCUCAAAGGCUCUCUGGUCUGUGGGUGACUGUUUUAGACAGGGUUUUCCAGGGGCUACUGCCAAGGCUGGGGAGGGGGGUGCGGGCUGCUCGCGCCAGUUCACGGGCUAUUUCAGGGUCCAGCCAGAGCCCAAGUCUGUGUCCCUGUUAG